CCUGGUUGUCAGGGCCCGUGGACUGUCCUGCUCCCAGGAUGGCGGCUCUUGGUCUGUCCGCCGCUCCUGCUCUGUCCAUCCAGGAUCCCACCUCUUCUCAGGAGUCAGAAUUUCUUCCUCCUCCCUCACAAGACCAUUCCUGUCCCCGGAAUCCGGACCUGUUUGUUUGCAGUGGGCUGGAGCCACCCACACCACCCUCCGUCCGUUCCCAGGAGUCUGUGACUUUCCAAGACGUGGCCGUGGACUUCACGGAGAAGGAGUGGCCCUUGCUGGAUUCCUCCCAGAGGAAGCUGUACAUAGACGUGAUGUUGGAGAACUAUAGCAACCUCACUUCCCUGGGGUAUCAGGUUGGCAAACCCAGCCUCAUCUCACACCUGGAGCAAGAAGAGGAGCCGAGGACAGAGGAGGAGGAGGGGGAGGAGACUCGGCCAGAUGCUGAUUGGGAUACUGCGUUGAAACCCAAGUGGUCAGUUCUCAUCGAAGAUAUUUUUGGGAAGGAAACAGCCAAUGGUGUAACCAUGGAAAGAACUCCUCCGGGGGAGAAAUCCGCCCAGUACGUUCGCUUGUUGAAAGUGUUAAGCCUGGACGCUCAGCAGGUGGGAAGGCCUGCUACCAAGAGGCCCCAUCACCGGCGGGACUACGGGGCGGUUUUCAGGACCAGAUCACCCGUGGCCCAGCACGUGAGCGUGUACGACGGGAGAAAAAUGCACGAGUGUCACGAGUGCCAAAAGGCCUUCACCACGAGCGCCUCCCUCACGCGCCACAGGCGGAUCCACACGGGGGAGAAGCCUUACGAGUGCACCGACUGCGGCAAAGCUUUCAACGACCCCUCGGCCCUCCGGAGCCACGCGAGGACCCACCUCAAGGAGAAACCCUUCGACUGUGGUCAGUGCAGCAACGCCUUCCGGACCCUGUCGGCCCUGAAGAUACACAUGCGGGUGCACACGGGCGAGAGACCCUACAAGUGUGAACAGUGCGGGAAGGCUUACGGCAGGAGCUGCCACCUGAUCGCCCACAAGAGGACGCACACGGGAGAGAGGCCGUACGAGUGCACGCAGUGCGGCAAGGCCUUCCAGCAUCCCUCCCACCUCAAGGAACACAUCCGGAACCACACGGGGGAGAAGCCCUACGAGUGCACGCUGUGCGGCAAAGCCUUCCGGUGGAAGUCCAACUUCAACCUGCACAAGAAGAACCACACGGUGCCGAAGACGUACGAGUGCAAAGAGUGCGACAAGUCCUUCGGCGACCUCGUGGCCCGCAGGAAACACAUGAGGACCCACGUGGUCAAGAAACCCAUCGAGUGCAGGCAGUGUGGCAAGGCCUUCCGGAACCAGUCCAUCCUCAAGACCCACAUGAACUCUCACACGGGCGAGAAACCGUACGGCUGCGACCUGUGCGGGAAGGCCUUCAGCGCCAGCUCCAACCUCACCGCGCACCGCAAGAUCCACACCCAGGAGCGACGCUACGAGUGCGCGGCCUGCGGCAAGGUGUUCGGGGACUACCUGUCCCGCAGGAGGCACAUGAGCGUGCACCUGGUGAAGAAACGCGUGGAAUGCAGGCAGUGCGGGAAAGCCUUCCGCAACCAGUCGACCCUGAAGACGCACAUGAGGAGCCACACGGGCGAGAAGCCCUACGAGUGCGACCACUGUGGCAAGGCCUUCAGCAUCGGCUCCAACCUGAACGUGCACAGGAGGAUCCACACGGGCGAGAAGCCCUACGAGUGCCUGGCCUGCGGGAAGGCCUUCAGCGACCACUCAUCCCUCAGGAGUCACGUGAAGACCCACCGGGGGGAGAAGCUCUUCGUGGCGUCCACGUGGAAGCGGCUCCAGUGAAGCCCGCCUGCCCU
Molecule: messenger RNA, 1846 nt
Organism: Ochotona princeps (American pika)
Lineage: Eukaryota; Metazoa; Chordata; Mammalia; Lagomorpha; Ochotonidae
Gene: ZNF317
Product: zinc finger protein 317
Exons: 6
Coding region: 39-1832 (597 amino acids)
Biological process (GO): regulation of transcription by RNA polymerase II
Cellular component (GO): nucleus
Molecular function (GO): RNA polymerase II cis-regulatory region sequence-specific DNA binding; DNA-binding transcription activator activity, RNA polymerase II-specific
Source: RefSeq, a predicted model, not a curated record